This is a messenger RNA of Homarus americanus (American lobster), 1537 nucleotides long. Its product is annotated as RCC1-like G exchanging factor-like protein. The record is from RefSeq and is a predicted model, not a curated record. The coding region runs from base 111 to 1508 and encodes 465 amino acids. The transcript is spliced from 12 exons. NCBI's taxonomy places the organism in Eukaryota, Metazoa, Arthropoda, Malacostraca, Decapoda, Nephropidae.
AGACGGUCAGCCUCGGCCUCCUCAGCUUUCAUGUGAAGACACUACACGGCCAGCGAGUAACAUCAAGAGCAACAAGAAGUGCACUUGUUUUAAUAGAAUUGUACCAGAACAUGAUGUCUUUUACUACAAAAUCCCUUCCAGCUUCAUCCAUCCUCAUAUCUCGAGUUUUGCAGAAGGUUGGUGGCUCAGGAGGUCUUGGAUAUUCUAUACGAGGGAAGAAAACAAAGUAUCGCAAGCCAUUAGACCCGCACCAUGCAGAUGAAUUGCCAGAAUUUGAGUAUGUUGGUGCUAGGUCUCAGCCUGAUACCUUGAUUUAUACUUGGGGAGUUGCGGAUCAUGGAGCCCUGGGGCGUGCUUCUUUUGUACGUCCAGACCAUAAAAAUAGACAGCAGCAUUUGUCCUAUGUUCAUCAUCCUCAUAGACUUGGAUUUGGUGAAUAUCAUAAGAUUGUAGAUUUAUCAUGUGGCUAUGGCUUUACAUUGUUUGCUGUUGGUAAACCAUCUGAAGUUUCUUGCUAUGGAACUGGACUGAAUACCGACUCACAGAUUGGCAACCAUGAACCAAGAAGAGGUUAUCCUUUGGGAAUGUUAAUUAGUCCAGCACCCAUUGAGGCACCGUUAGAUAAGUCAUCAAAAGUUAUUAAGGUAUCCUCUGGAAGAGCUCAUACUGUAAUGUUGACAGAUAAAGGAGGUGUGUGGACAGUGGGAAACAAUGCUUAUGGGCAAUGUGGCAGGAGUAUCUUACCAGAUGAAGAUUAUGGCAGAAAAGCAGCUUAUCAUAGGAUCAAAGCUCUUGAUGAUAUUACAAUAUGUCACAUUGAAUGUGGACAAGAUACUAGCUUCUUUCUAAGUGAUAAAGGUGUGGUGUACUCAUGUGGCUGGGGAGCAGAUGGCCAGACAGGCAGAGGGCACUACGAUAAUGAACCUGAUGUUGGUCCUGUCGUAGGAGAUAUUGUUGGGGAAAAUAUUGUUAAAGUGUCCUGUAGAGCUGAUUGUGCUUUAGCUUUAAAUGAAAAAGGUGAAGUUUUUGGCUGGGGAAAUUCUGAAUAUCACCAGCUAAAUUCAGCGACAGAUGAUAUGCAAAUUCACGUGGCAAAGAAACUUAAUUUUCCUGGUGUAAAGAAAGUUUUAGAUGUGGCGUCUGCAGGAACCAUGUGUUUGCUUCUUGAUGAGGAUGGCCAUGUGUAUAGUUGGGGUUUUGGGCCUAUUGGCAAAGGACCAGAUGUAACAUAUUCAAAGAUUCCUACACAAUUACCUUUAACAUUGUUUGGGCGAAAUGAAAUUACACCAGAUGCUAAGGUGGUGAGCAUUACUUGUGGGAUCAACCACUUGGCAGCAGUAAACAGUAAUGGGUCUUUAUUCACUUGGGGUAAGAACCCUGGAGGCUGCCUAGGUCUCGGCCACACAAAGGACCAGUAUUUUCCACUAAGGGUCUCUAUUGGUGGACAAGUAAUAAAAGUUAGUUGUGGUGUUGAUCAUACAGCUGCCAUGGUGAAGGAAAUACUCUGAGAAGAUAUCACGUAAAAGUUUAGAGAAAU